Messenger RNA from Dendronephthya gigantea, 1241 nucleotides. Its product is annotated as programmed cell death protein 2-like. The coding region runs from base 3 to 1241 and encodes 412 amino acids. Gene Ontology annotation, cellular component: nucleus; cytoplasm. The transcript is spliced from 4 exons. Lineage: Eukaryota; Metazoa; Cnidaria; Anthozoa; Malacalcyonacea; Nephtheidae. The record is from RefSeq and is a predicted model, not a curated record.
AAAUGGCGGACGAGGGCGCAAAUUUAGCUGGUGUUAAAGUCGAUCAGGAACAUUGUGAUUUUGUCGAUAUUAUUGAACUUGGCUUUUUAGAAAAAGUAGAAGACCCUGUUACACUGACAAGCCCUUUUUUCCCGAGUAAAAUUGGAGGGAAACCGGCGUGGCUUGCAUUAUCUGAACUGCCCUCGCAGAUUCUUUGCAAAAUUUGCGAAAAACCAUUGGUUUUUUUGCUUCAAGUUUACACUCCUGCAGAUGAUGAAAAAAGUCCCGCAUAUCAUCGAACGGUCUUUGUUUUUUGCUGUCGAAAUGGUUCAUGUUACAAAUCGAACUGUAAUAAAAGUCUCAAGGCAUUUCGAUGUGAACUUCCCAGAAGUAACGACUUCUACCCAGCCGUCUCGAGUUUCCAAGAUCAGGACAAAAUAUUCCAGGAAUUUAAGGAUAAGAAAGCCGGGGCGGGUGCUAGCUGGACAAAGUUAUGCGAGGUUUGCGGAUGCAGGGGUGAAAAGUUGUGUAGCAAGUGUCGUCAAGUGAGUUAUUGCAGCAGAGAUCAUCAAACUGUUGAUUGGAAAACUGGACACAAACUAGUAUGUGGUAAUGCAGAACAACAGAGGCAGCCAGGUGCUAUACAUGACAAAACAACAGUAGUUGAACUAAGAUUUGCAUUUAUAGGCUCUCCAGGAAAGGUUUCAAACGUUCUCUUUCCUGAGUUUGAACUUGUGACGGAACCUGAGGAAAUUGAUGGAGAAAUUCAGGAAUGUGGAAAUGAAAAUGAUAUGGAAAAGUAUAAAGACAUUUUGAAGGAUAAUGAAAAGGAUAAUGCAGGAGCUAAAAAUGAUUGGGAUUCAUUGGAAGCUGAGAGCAAGAAGAUAAACGAUGUUGUAGAGGACAAAACAUAUUGUGAAUUUAAGAAACGAAUUUCAUAUGAACCAGAACAGGUCUUGCGCUAUCAACAGCAUGGAAAUCCACUCUGGGUAUCAAAGUUGAAUAUCCCUAAAGAAACUGACAUACCAAAGUGUUCUUGUGGGGCUACUAGAACUUUUGAGUUUCAGAUACUGCCACAGUUGUUGAACAAUAUGAAUUGUGACUCAUUGGGAGCUAGCAUUGACUGGGGCACUCUGGCAGUUUAUACUUGCUCUAGAAAUUGCAACAGCAAUGGAACUUCUUACUACGAAGAAUUUGUUUGGAAGCAGGACUUUUCAGAAACUGGACUUCCUGCUGAUAUCCUAUCACAACUUCAAAAAUAA